UAAUUAUGCUUCUCCUUUUUUAGAAAAGAAGCAAACACCAAUCAUCGGAGAAUGCAGGUUGGGCAACUUCUUUCUGCAGUUAAACAGCAGCCUUUUCAAAGGGAAAUGGGGAGACUGACAGAUCUAGGAACUUGACACAAUAGAACUGGUCAGUGAGUCUUGGGAUUUCAUUUUCAACUCUCACAAAAGGAAGAGGAUCCCUGGGAUCUCCUGGAGAACCCAGAUUUUCUAGCAGAGAGAUUCCCCCGUUAAGGAAACCAGGACCAUGAGGAUUUUCUCUGUUUUGCUUUGGAUUCUUUUCUCAGGCUGCUGGGCGGUGACGGGCCCCGGGACAGUGCGCGGGCGCCCGGGCGGGUCGGUGGCCGUGCGGUGCCGGUACCGGAGCGGCUUUGAGGAUUAUCCGAAGUUCUGGUGCCGGGAAGGAGGAAGCUGGCACUGUUCCAACGGGGUUCACAUCGUGGAGACCAGUGGGUCGGAGGCCGAGGUGACGCGGGGCAGAGUCUCCAUCCGAGACAAUCGCGCCCUGCGCGCCUUCACCGUGACCGUGGAGAACCUGACACCGGCAGACGCCGGCACCUACCACUGCGGGGUAGAGAAGUUUGGGUUUGAUCCCAGGACCCCUGUGGAACUCGCCGUCUCCCCAGGCUGCUGGGCAGUGACGGGCCCUGGCGCAGCACAUGGCCAGCUGGGCGGCUUGGUGUCUGUGCGGUGCCAGUACGGGGCAGGCUAUGAGGCUUAUCCAAAAUUCUGGUGCAGACGCAAAGUUGUGCUGUGUUUCAAUCACCUCAUCUUUGAGACCAAUGGGUCGGAGGCUGAGGAGACAUGGGGCAGAGUCUCCAUCCGUGACAAUCACACCCAGCAUGUUAUCACAGUUACACUGGAAAACCUGACGCUGGCAGAUGCGGGGACUUACCUCUGUGGGGUAGCCAGGAUUGGCCUCCCUAAUCCCAGGGACUCUGUCGAAGUCAUCGUCUCCCCAGCUGCAGCUCUUCCUCCUUCAAUCCCAAUGGAAAAGGCACCACAGACAACAGAUCAGCCAGCUGCUCCUCCCUUCACACGGAUUUCCACGAGAAGCCAUGUAUCUAGCUCAUGGACGUCCUCAAGUAACAGCUCCUUGGACAGCAGUGAUGUCCCAGCACAAUCCCAACCCAACAUCCUCUAUCCCUUGUUCCUGAUCGUCCCCGUCUUCCUGUGCAUAGUCUGUGCUGUGAUCUGGGUGAGCGUACAGUACCGGAGGAACUCCAGGGAGAUGGUGCCAAACAGACAUGCUGAGGAAUUGCCCCUCUCCUAACUUAGGAAUGGGUCAGAAUCCGCAGAAGAAGGAUGCAUCCCUCAGCUCUGCCCACAUCAUAAGUCCACAGAGUGGGCCUGACUUUCCUCUCAUGUAAACAAACUAUUUUCUCCACAUUCUUAGGGGACAAUCUCCUGCAGGUGUCUGUCUCUGUGGUUCCCAUGUCUAGACUCAGUUCAACAUCAUAAACAUAAUGAAUGGCUGGCAAGAAAAAAGGGGGAGGUGGGUAUUCUUGCAGCCAUCUUAGGUGGCCCAGCGCUGAUGGUGCUGCAGAAUUUACUCCCAGAAAAAGGACGGAGUUUUCCAAACCUGGCACAAGCCCUUGACACAUCAUUUGGAGCUAGCCAUCAAUCUGAGCUGGCUCGGACACAGCUAAGAGCUAGGAGAGGGAAAGCAGUAACCCCACCUGAAGUGGUAGAAGACCUACGGAGACUUGUGUUCCUGACAUACUCAGCUAGCACCGUGGCCUUCCAGGAUCAAUUGGCAAUGGACCAUUUAGAGAUGCUCAGCUGGACUUGUUAGUCUGUAUUCGCAAAAAGAAAAGGAGUACUUGUGG
Dermochelys coriacea (leatherback sea turtle) is the source of this 1847-nucleotide messenger RNA. RefSeq names its product protein CD300H-like. Gene Ontology annotation, molecular function: transmembrane signaling receptor activity. Gene Ontology annotation, cellular component: plasma membrane. The record is from RefSeq and is a predicted model, not a curated record. The coding region runs from base 266 to 1291 and encodes 341 amino acids. The transcript has 6 exons. Lineage: Eukaryota; Metazoa; Chordata; Testudines; Dermochelyidae.